Messenger RNA from Papilio machaon (common yellow swallowtail), 2166 nucleotides. RefSeq names its product esterase FE4. The transcript is spliced from 3 exons. Lineage: Eukaryota; Metazoa; Arthropoda; Insecta; Lepidoptera; Papilionidae. The record is from RefSeq and is a predicted model, not a curated record. The coding region runs from base 33 to 1655 and encodes 540 amino acids.
UAACUAAUAAAAUAAUAUGAAUGUAUUAAAAAAUGCGACACAAAAAGAAUUUAAUUUUGUUUACUCUACUCGUCUCAAACUUAGUUGAACAACCGGCACCAGAAGUGGCGAUCGAACAAGGAGUUCUGAGCGGAAAAUUGAGUACUAAUGGAAUGUUUUACGAAUACAUUGGUAUUCCUUAUGCUACUACAAACAGCAGUACGCGAUUUAAGGCCCCUGGUCCACCGCCUUCGUGGCAGGGCGUUUACAAAGCGGUGGAUGAGAUAUACUUCUGUCCACAACCAAUUUAUAUCGGAUACAUUGGUGUUGAAGAUUGCCUCAAGAUAAAUGUUUACGUUCCUACAAUGGCCAAACCACCUUUUCCAGUCAUGGUGUACAUCCACGGUGGUACUUUUAUUGUUGGAGGCGGAGGGAAACUGAUAUAUGGACCUGAUUACUUGAUAGAAAAAGAUGUUAUAGUAGUAACGUUUAACUACAGAUUGGGCGUACUCGGAUUUUUAUGUCUCGGUAUUAAAGAAGCUCCCGGUAAUGCAGGUUUAAAGGAUCAAAUAACAGCAUUACGAUGGGUUAAGAAAAAUAUUGCUGCUUUUGGUGGAGAUCCUGAUAAUAUAACGUUAUUUGGUGAAAGUGCAGGUGCUACAUCUACUGCUUUGUUGUUAGCGAGCAAUGCAACGUUAGGUUUGUUCAAUAGAGCUAUAGUUCAAAGCGGACCGGCUCUGUCUAAUUGGGUCAUAAACAAAAAUCCCGUGCAAGUAGCAAGACUUCUAGCAAAAGCCUUAGGUUACAACGCUGAUAGUAGAUUAGAUUUAUAUAAAAUAUUUUCUAAGUUAUCAAUAAGAGAACUGGUUGGAACAAAUGUAAGAAUUCCUUCUUUAAAAUACCUCGAUACACAACUAAUGCAUUUGCCGUGUGUUGAAGAGAAUAUUGUUGGAGAAGAAGCAGUAUUGACAGAUUUGCCGUAUAAUUUAUUUAACAAUAAAUCUGAAAGUGUUCCAGUCAUUUAUGGAUCUACUAGCAAUGAAGGUUUAUUCUUGAUAUCCGAAUAUCGGGCAGAUAUGUAUGAAAAUAGAAAUAAUUUUUACAUGUUUGGGUCAGAUUUGAGUUUUAAAAAGGAAAAUGAUGCAGCAAAUGAAUCACAGAAAAUAAGAAACUUUUAUUUCGGAAAUGAUGAAAUAAAUGCAAAGAACAUGAAGAAUUUAUCCGAUAUGUACACACAUUUGUAUUUUGAAAUGCCUUCCUUGUUUGAAUCGAGGCUUCUAAUAGAAAGAACAAACACAACAGUAUAUAAUUACUAUUUCGAUUAUUCGGGAUCAAGAAGUUUCAUGAAGAUGCGUAGUGGUUACGUAAAUGAAAAUGGAGCUUGUCAUGGCGAUGAUAUAUUUUAUAUAUUCAAAGCAUUGUUUUUACCUUUAACUUUAUAUCAAAAGGACCAAAAAAUUAUCAAUACAAUGACAACUUUAUGGACUAAUUUCGCAAAAUAUGGGGACCCAACUCCGGAUGAAACAGAACUUCAAAUCAAAUGGAUGCCAAGUAACAAACACCAAAUGAACUUUCUGUACAUAGAUGAUGUCUUGAAGAUGGGAAAAAUGCCGAAUCCGAAGCCUUAUCAAUUAUGGAAAACUCUUUAUGAUAAAUAUAGAAAGCUUUCUAUAUAAUAAACUUGAAACGCAUCCGAGCUUUGCUGAUUUCUAUAAAACCGUAGUAUCUAAGGUACUAAAGCUGAUUGGAAAGAUAAAGAGUUUUAAAAUUGGUUCGGGAGCAUGGAGUUAAUAUGGAACAAGCAAAGAAAUCUGAGUUUCGUUAUAUUGGUAAAGACUAUAAUCGAAAAAAAUGCGAAUUUGACGGACUAAUAAAAUGUAACUCUAGAGUCUAGAGUGUUAUAAAUUUAAGUAUACCCUUAAGAAAUACACAUAUAAAGCAAUUAACAUUGAGCGGAUAAGGCACAAAUUGUACUAAUAAUAAGGGUGCGGGCACAUAUUAGUGACGAGCGGAGCGGCGCGUCGGUGGAGCGCGGCAACUGAUCCGCUCUCGCUUGUUUUGUGCGCUACGCUGUUUUGUGUACUUUGAUAACAUCGUCCCGCUCCGCCCUUCCGUCGCGCCGCUCCGCUUGUCGUUUUCGUGUCCGCAGCUUACGUCACUUGUCUUACCUACUUGUCACUUAAGAAG